AUGAAAUGCCCCCGAGGUUUUAAAAAACGCACCAAAUACCCUCGCCUGUUUCGAUUCACAUAAUAUACCCCUAUUUAUCCGUACUGUUCAUGACAUGCACCUGUCAGCUAACGCCGUUAGUCUGCCGUUAGUGGUGUUUUACUUAUUUGCCCUUAAUUUUGGUUUAGCGCCAUUGACUUCCUUCACUUUCACAGAAAGACCAAAAAAAAAAAACCGUUCACAUUUUUCUCUUUCUCUCUCCUCUCCCCUGUUCUUCUUCAAGCUCUAAUCCUACUCAAACCCUAGAAAUUCUGGGUAGAUCUUCAAUAUUUUUGUGAAUUUUGCUGCGCACCUUAAAGGCGAGUUCGUGGGUUGUGAUUUUGCUUCAAUCGCGACAAAAAAGGGAGAAACUUGAGGCGAUUUCCAGUUGAGUUAGUGUUGAAGAGGAAACGGGAAUUUUAAAGUUGGUUAGUCUACUUCCAGGAUGAGUGCUAUUUGGUUGUUACUACGUUAUGGGUCACAUAGUUUUGAUAUUAGAGUGGGAGACAUGGAAAAAUAUCGUUUGUUGAAGUUGUUUCUUGAUAUCUUUGAGGAAUCAGUUAAGCAAGAUGUUUUUUUGCCUAGUACCUUUAGCUUGUAUGUUGAGGGUCCUUGUGGUAAGGUUGAAUUGAAUGAUGAUAAGACUUUAAGGCUUCUGUGGGGAUGGAAUUGGGGUAAAGACACUGCUGAAAUUUGGGUUGAGGGAACAGAUAAACCAGGAUUGGUGUUUAGGAAUGCUGUUGCAACAAUUGAGAAUCAUAGAAAGGAAAAAAAGAGACAACUUAAGGAGAGACAAGAGGAACUGUUGAGGGCUCAAAGAGAGGAGGAAGAGGCAAUGAGGAAACAACAGGAAAGGGAGGACAUUUUGAGGGAAAUACAGGAAUAA
Molecule: messenger RNA, 904 nt
Organism: Spinacia oleracea (spinach)
Lineage: Eukaryota; Viridiplantae; Streptophyta; Magnoliopsida; Caryophyllales; Amaranthaceae
Exons: 2
Coding region: 464-904 (146 amino acids)
Source: RefSeq, a predicted model, not a curated record